This is a messenger RNA of Schistocerca cancellata (South American locust), 1943 nucleotides long. RefSeq names its product acyl-coenzyme A thioesterase 13-like. The record is from RefSeq and is a predicted model, not a curated record. Bases 1062 to 1625 code for a protein of 187 amino acids. Lineage: Eukaryota; Metazoa; Arthropoda; Insecta; Orthoptera; Acrididae. Gene Ontology annotation, molecular function: fatty acyl-CoA hydrolase activity. The transcript has 3 exons.
UAUGCCUGUCUGAGCAUCACAUUGUGUCUGAUAUGGAAAAGGUUAUAAACUAGCUGCACAUAUAAGUAGAGAGAAUAAGGUGAGAGGAGGAGUUGGCAUAUAUGUCAAAAGUAAUCACUGUGUAAAAAGCUUAGAUACAAAAAGUUUUGGUUAGAGCAACAUAUAGAAGCAUGUGCCUGUCAACUUAAACUAAAGGAGGGCUCUUUUAUAAUUGUAACAGUAUAUAGGUCCCCUUCAGGAAACUUUCAUUUAUUCCUGGAAAAUUUGGAUGCCUUGUUGUGCUAUCUGUCAGCUAGGGGAAAGCAAAUUAUUAUUUGAUUCACUGAAAGAGUGUAAUAGGAAGAAUGACCUGGAAGUCUUGCUCGGUUCUUUCAGUUUGACAUCUGUCAAUAAUUUUUCUACUCGGGUAGGAAAUGACAGCAGCACAUUGAUGGAUAACACUUUUAUAGACCAAGAUUAGUUUAAAAACAUAAAUUCUUGUCCUGUUGAGAAUUGCCUUUCUGAUCAUGGUGCUGAGCUAGAUUAGAUUAGAUUAGAUAAGUUUUUUAGCUGAAAUAACAAUACUAAUACUAUGAGUAUAUACAAUACAUCAUUUGUUUCUAUUAAAAAACGAUUCAUCAAUUGAGUAGAAGGAGUUGGCCACUAGUAAGUCUUUCAGGUGCCUUUUAAACUGAUCUUUAUUUGUAACCAAAUUUUGUAUGUUUGCUGGCAAAUGACUGAAGAUGAGUGUUCCUGAGCAGUGGACCCCUUUUUGAACUAAAUAAGUGCUUUUAAGCCCUUGUGCAGAUCAUUUUUGUUCCCGGUAUUGUAUGUAUGAACUGAGUUGUUUGUUGGAAAAAGAGAUAUAUUAUUUAGGACAAAUUUCAUUAAGGAGUAAAUAUACUGAGAGGCAGUAGUUAGUAUGCCCAGUUCUUUGAAGAGGUUUCUACUGGAUGUCCGUUAGUUUACUCUGCAAAUAAUACAUAUUACACACUUUUUGACUCUGAAAACUUUUGUUUGACUUAAAGAGUUACCCCAAAAUAUUAUACCAUCUGACAUUAUGGAAUGAAAGUAGGCAAAGUAUGCAAGCUUUUUUAUUUUUUUUGUUGCCUAUGUCUGCUAACACUCAAAUUGCAAAUACAGAUUUGUUAAGGUGUUUCUGCAGUUCUGUGGUGUGCUCCUCCCAACUGAUUUUAUUAUCAAGUUGUAAUCCCAGGAAUUUAAGAUUGUCAACCUGUUCUAUCUGCUCCUCUGGGUGGAAACCUCUUACUGGUUCCGAAUUGCAUAUGGUUAGAAUUAUAUCUGCUGGAGAGGGGAAAUGUCGAGGAGAACUUACCAUUGCAGAGGAACAUCAGAAUCCACUAGGAACUAUGCAUGGUGGAUUCAUAGCAACAUUGGUUGACCAGAUUUCCAUGUUUGCUCUUCAGACACAUGAAAAUAGACCUAAAGCUGUUUCUGUGAAUAUAAAUGUGAGUUACUUCAAGCCAGCAACAACAGGUGACGAAGUCAUAAUAGAUGCAAGAACAAUUCGUGCAGGAAAGAAAAUGGCAUUCUUAGAGGUUGAUCUUAUAAAGAAAAAAACAGGAGAAUUACUUGUAAGAGGUUCACAUGCAGUAUUUAUUGUUUCACAGAAAACCAUUUCAUAGAUUUUUUUCAGUAUUUCAUAUUGCAUUAAAAUACUGAAAUUAUUUUUGAUGUUCCUAGAUGUAUGAUGUAAAUUCUGACAGAAUUGUGUAAGAUAGCUGUACUUUUUAGUUUUAUUUUAGUGUGCACCACAGAGCAUCACAGACAGAGAUCUACUGCUGUGUUAUAUUUAUGAAUGUUGAAGUAUACUGUAUUGUUGUUACACUUUUCUGUGCCAUUGUAUGUAUGUUUUAAAAAGUAUGAUGGAGAAAAAUAUUGUUUGCUAUAUUAGUUGGUUCUAAACAGUAUACCUUGGUUGGUUAGUAAAGAAAUACUGUAUC